This is a messenger RNA of Harmonia axyridis, 1312 nucleotides long. RefSeq lists its product as uncharacterized. The transcript has 4 exons. Bases 73 to 438 code for a protein of 121 amino acids. Lineage: Eukaryota; Metazoa; Arthropoda; Insecta; Coleoptera; Coccinellidae. The record is from RefSeq and is a predicted model, not a curated record.
UAAACCCAAUAUUUUACUUAAUCUUAUUCAGUACGUUCUGGUUUAAGCAAACUAUAACCAAACAGAUUGAAGAUGAAAGUGUUCAGCAUUUUGUUGAUUUUACUCUUGGCUUAUAUCGCUGUGUCUGAUGCUUCGCCAUCACCCCAAAGUCCUGAUACGGAUGGAAUGGUUGAAGGAGAUAGCCAAAGUAGACUAAAGAGAGGAAUCGACGAUAUCACUUCAUUUGGCAGGGACAAACGAGAUAUUGACGGACCGACCUACUUUACAAAAUGGUUAGAAUCAACUAAUAUUUUUGGAGGCACCAGAUUCGCUGCUAGGCUCUUGCUAAGAUUUCUAGCUGUCUCUUUGCCAGUACGACAUUUCAACAGACUUGUUGGAAUGAUCACAUUGAGAAUACGAGGCUCUUUACCUUUGCCGAUUAGAUUAUUCCUUCACUAAUAACCGAUAUAUAUAUGUAAGUCAUCUAUAAAGUGUUGCUAGUCGGGCUGACAUCAACUGAAAGAACAUACGGAUCUUUUUGAAUUCAAUAAUCGAAUUUACUUUAAAAAAUUGAUUUUACACGAUUCGUCGAUUAUCUUUCAUUUGUUUCAUCUAAAGCUGCAGUUAAUUAUUUGCAUUUCAGAUGCCAUGGAAGACCAACAAGCUUUGAGUUGGCUUACACAUCAUCUCAAAGGCUACAAUUUAUUCAAGGGUAUCUGCUUUAUUAGUUCGGGCUAUCUAAAGGCUAUUCCAGCCAUGAUGAAGAACAUUAUGAACAUUUUUUAGUUUUAUUGAAAAUUAUUACAUUAAUACAAUUACCUAUAAUAUAUUCUGAUUACGGUCCUUUAUCAGUUGGGAAAUAGCAAGAAAAAACUAACUUGACACAUUGACCCAUUAAUCAAAUAUCAAAACUCUCACAACACUAUAAGAAUAAAAUAUAGUAAUAUAUAUAUGAUAACAAUGAAAUGAAGUUCAAUACAUAAUACUAGUAAGUAUAAAACACAAAGUAUCUACAAUUUCAAUACAAGUUACACAUACAACAUUUCAACACUUACAUUCGAUCACGUUUCAGUACAAGUUACACAUGCAACACUUUCACACCUACAUUCGAUAGUUGAAUGGGUACUAAAAUAGUGGUUCCGAUGAUUUUGGAGAACAUUCUAUCGAAAUUCCUAUAUGUUCUUUCUGUACAAAGUAGGCCUGUUUUGACAAUAUUCUAUAGAUGAUGUUGUACCUUAAAAUGUGAAUAUUAAUAGGAAAUACAGUUUUGAUUGACUAUGUAAAAAUCAAUAAAUAUUGUUUUACCGAAAUGAAUAAACGACUUUUUUCGCAA